GGAUGUCGAAAGAGAGCAUAUUCGGUCUGUAAGGGUGAGCAGACUAACCCUGAACAGGCAGAUUGAGUGAAAUAUCUCCAGGACAUGUCUAUGCUCUAAGGCCAACUGGGAACACGCUAGGUUUUUACCAGGAGCAGUCAAAACUACUGGUACCUACCGUGUCUUUAUUUACGGCGAGAAGUUACGGCUCCUCCGAUCGAUAUCGCCUGGCUACAGGGAUUCUGGGGUUGGCCUGUGCUGCCCUCCUGAUGGCUGUGAUAAGCAUGGCUGUGCUGAAGAAUGGCACGAAUGAGAACCAGUCAUCUUUCAACAUCACCGGAAUGAGAAGAGAGCUGGAGCUGCUGAGAGAUAAUAACGCCACACUAACGGCCGCUAUGGUGUCCCUCCAGGAUCAAUUAGACAAAGCCGAGAUGGACAAUCACCAAUCAUGGCUAAGACGACAAGAUGACUCCUGUGAUAGUCUACCGUCACGUAUCGAAACCCUGGAAGAUAAGACGAAGGAACAGAAGCUCCGCAUUGAUCAAAUUGAGCGCAGCUGUGGACGCUGCCCCCCAGGGUGGGAUCUGCUGAAUGACACCUGUUACUACUUUCCCAUCUCGAGUGAGAUUCAGCGCAGGGGCUGGGACGAGGCCAGGGCGGACUGCACCAAACGCGACGCCGACUUGGCCAUAGUGGACACUUUGGAGACACAGACAUUUAUUGUAGGGGUUCUGCGGGGCCUCCACGAUGAAGGCUUUAGCUACAGAUCUGGAUACUGGAUUGGACUGAGAGAUAAAGACACAGAAGGAACAUGGAAAUGGACAACUGGGUCUUUGCUUUCCAGAGGCUACUGGAUGGACGGAGAGCCCAAUGAUGACUAUGGCUAUGAGGACUGUGUGGCCACCUAUCCCGCAGUGAACCCCCUGAAGAGCUGGAAUGACGUCCCCUGCAGGCACCCGCUAAAGUGGAUCUGUGCCAAAGGGCCUCAGCCAGUAACAGCUAGUCUGGAUAGCUAGUGUGGCUUUAGCAAUGAGCAAAACUAAGCUUGAUGGCAUUUUGGUAGCUAUGUUAGGGGGAAGCAUUGCAUUUUACGCCAUAAUAAAAUUAUUUGUUUUCCACAAAA
Molecule: messenger RNA, 1102 nt
Organism: Clupea harengus (Atlantic herring)
Lineage: Eukaryota; Metazoa; Chordata; Actinopteri; Clupeiformes; Clupeidae
Product: CD209 antigen-like protein C
Exons: 6
Coding region: 249-995 (248 amino acids)
Source: RefSeq, a predicted model, not a curated record